This is a messenger RNA of Phaeoacremonium minimum UCRPA7, 471 nucleotides long. Its product is annotated as putative dienelactone hydrolase family protein. Lineage: Eukaryota; Fungi; Ascomycota; Sordariomycetes; Togniniales; Togniniaceae. The coding region runs from base 1 to 471 and encodes 156 amino acids. The transcript is spliced from 3 exons. The record is from RefSeq and is a predicted model, not a curated record.
AUGAGCGACUUCAGAACCGGGCCUGCGGGAAUUGAAGCCAAUGUUGAGAGACUCUUGAAGUUUCGCAAGGCGCUUUCCGAAAAGUACCCUGCCGUAGACGACCACACUGCUGUUGGCGGCCUUUGCUGGGGAGGUAAGGUCGCAGUCAUCGCAGCCGGGCCAGGAAACGAGGGCCUCGGAAGGAAGUUCACAGCGAGCUGGACAGCGCACCCAGGUGGACUGGACGCCAAGGAUGGCGAGGCUCUCACAGUUCCACACAUCUUGCUCGCUUCGCCAGGCGAGCCGGCAGAUGUCGUUGCAAAGUACAAAGAGAUCCUCUCACAGCCAGGCAAGGUAGGCCAUGUCGAGACUUACGGAGACAUGUUCCACGGAUGGAUGGGCGCCAGAGCCAAGCUGAAUGACGAGACCAACGCUCGGCAGUAUGAAAAGGGCUAUAAGCAGGUGGCCGAGUUUCUUGCCAAGUAUAUUUGA